AUGGAAAAUGUUUAUAAACUAUAUGGUGUUCAUAUUCCAUGUAUUCAUAACAUCUUAGAUGUAAAACCGGCCGAUUUAGAAAAACCUAAAGCAUUUCAUAUUGGAAAAUUGGAAUUCAAUAGUUCGAAGAAUAUUCUAGUUUAUGAUGAUGAAGACAAUCCGAUAGGAAAGGGUGAUCGGAAAAAUGAACAAUGCAAAAUUUCGGCUCGGAAAACAUUUACAACCAAAGUUGAGAACGAAAUUUACUUGUAUGAAGAACAAGUAACUCCAGAUAUAGGAGUUAAAAGUCUUGUUCAACGCAUUUUAAAUCUUCCGUCAAUUGACAAGGCAACAAGCUUCAUGUUUAAUCUUGGGAUGAACAUCGAUUAUGAUACAAUUCAGGCAAUUCAUUAUAUAUCAUCAUUAAGAAAAACACAUCCAGAAGUGAUAGAUUUGGCAUUAAGUAAUGCAUAUCUUCCGGAAGAAUCAGAUGAAUAUCAGCAAAACAAAGACAUGAUUUCAAAAAUUAUCGAAGAAGUUUUUGAUAAUAAAGACAAGGAAAGAGAUCCGGAUUUUGUUGUAAGAAGGAAGAGGAAAAAUGGUUUGUGA
Molecule: messenger RNA, 588 nt
Organism: Trichomonas vaginalis G3
Lineage: Eukaryota; Parabasalia; Trichomonadida; Trichomonadidae
Exons: 1
Coding region: 1-588 (195 amino acids)
Source: RefSeq, a predicted model, not a curated record